AAAAAAAGACAAAAUAUACGAUUGAAUCAAUAACUAAAGAAAAGAAGCACUUAAAACAUUAAAUGAAAAUAGCAAACAUUCAAAUAACAAGAACAAAUUAAUACAUUUACAUGCGAAUAGAAAUUAAAGGGAAGCUACUCUAAAUAAUAUUUUUUCAAGAUGGCUGCUGUUUUUAAUAGCAAAUUUACUGUCUCGAACAGGGUUGAUAAAAAUUAAUUUCAGGAUAUUUAAAUUGAUUUAACCAUAAAAGUGGCAAUGAAUAAUAGCUAGGUGCAGUAACUGAGGGUGUCACCCAAAAAUUGCACCCCACUGUUGACACCACUGAGACUAUAGUCUACAGACUGGAUCUAAAUUCUAUAAUAGACCUGAUUAAAAAUGCCUGAGAUGAUAUCUAACAAAAAUGGAAGUCUCAGCAUUGUUGUUUUUACUUGUGUACUAUCAUUUUAUUACAAGAACUUGCACCACUCCCUCCCUGGUGGAGAUUCUGGGGAAUUAAUAGUUGCUGCCUAUGAAUUUGGUGUAGCUCAUCCACCAGGAUAUCCACUUUUUACACUGCUAGCAAAACUGUUGAUCAGCAUCAUUCCUGUUGGUUCUAUUGCUUGGAGGGUAAAUUUACUGUCAGCAUUAUGUGGGGCUCUUAGUGCUGUUGUCCUGUAUCUAAUUGUCUAUAGAAUGACUUUACUUCAUGGUGCUGGGCUGUUUGCAGCUUGUAUUUUUAGCUGCAGUAGCUUGGUGUGCACGUGGUCAGUAACUGCUGAGGUUUUUACUUUAAACACACUUCUCUUGUCAAGUCUGAUGUUGACAGCCAUCAAGUUUGAAUCCAGUCCCAAACAGACAGCACCUAAGGUUUCUUUAAUAGGUUCAUUUCUGUGUGGGCUCUGUCUGUCUAACCAACACACCAGUGUGUUGUAUGUUCUUCCUCUCAUUCCCUGGGCAUGGUACAAGCUAGGCCAAAUACAGAUGUUGUCAUUUGGCCUUCUAUUAAAGCAGGGGUUGUUGCUUUUGUGUGGACUUUUGCCUUAUUUAUAUCUCCCAGUCUCAUCUUUUCUGCACAUAGCGCGAUGGACUUGGGGAGAUUCUAGAACAGUUCAGGGCUUCCUACGACAUUUCUUUAGAACAGAGUAUGGGACCUGGGAUCUGCUCAAAGAUCACACUGGUCAAGGUUUUACGGCAGGUCUUAUUGCAUACAUUAACCAUUUAUUGAGCGAUGUGUCUCUGUGGGUAUUUCUCUUGGCUGUUUGUUCUCUGGUCUCUGUUUAUUCCAGAUAUAAAAAACAGAGCACCCCCAUGCUGUUUGCCUUGAUGCUGCUUAUCUAUGUCAUGUUUUUUUGUUGGCGGGCCAACCUGGAUAUCUCAAAUCCCCUGUUUUACAAAGUGGUAGAAAGGUUCUGGAUACAGAGUGACCUUCUAGUGGUGAUCCUGGCAAGUCUAGCUCUGGCAGACAUCUGGAGCUACUUGAGCUCCAAGCUAAACUAUCUCCCGUCCAACUUGGAUGUUGCAGUUGUGUUACCACUGAUUGCCUCUCAUGUGUACUUUGGCUGGCCAGUGUGUGACCAGAGUGGCAACGUUGUGGUGCGAGACUUUGCGCUGCAGACCCUGCAACAAUUUCCUGAAGACUCCAUCGUCCUCACUAAGGGAGAUCUGCCUUCAAAUUCUUUCAGGUACUUUCAUAUCUGUGAAAAUGUCCGUCCUGACCUGACUAUAUUUGACCAGGAGGUACUGACCUAUGAAUGGUCCCUCCCUAUGACCAGAGAGUUUUACCCCAGGCUUCACUUCCCUGGGGACAGGAUGCAGCUGUACUCUGGUGUGGGCAGGGAUGGGAAAAGAGCCUUUACUUUUAAAGAUUUGAUUGAUGCCAACUACGACAGACACCAGAUAUUUGCUUGUAUUGGUGUCCAGGAACAUGACCCAUCUUGGAGAGCUGAUUAUGUCCUGUGGCCUUAUGGCGUCUGCUGGCAGAUAGUCAGAAGCAACACUGACCUUGACCUAGAACUCUGGACAAAGAAAACAGCCAAUAUAGCGGAGGAUUGGCUGUACCCUUGGACCAGAUUUGAUGACGGUUCAUGGGAAACUGUUGCCAGUUCAGAAAUGUGGAGAGCUAAGACUGCCACCGCCUUGUUCUAUCUAGAGCGUGCCUUGACCCUGCCUGAGAACAGUACGGACUACACUAGGCUGCUCGUACAGUCCUAUCAGCUGUACUCAUCUGAGCUGGAGAAACACAAGAUUGCUCCAGCCUUCUGGCACCGCAACUAUGCCAUUGUCUGUGAGAGACUCCUCCAUGUGGACACCCUCCUGGACCAGGUCAUGCUGCUCAAGAAAACCAUCCAGCACUUCCAGGAGUUUGUUCACCAGGAACCUGGAGAUGCUGAUGCCAAGAAGAUUAAAAAAGCAAUCACCACUCUAGAAUCUUAUCUGCAAGGUAGCACAGGUCUAUCUUAACAGUGGGUUAACUUAUCUGCUAGGUGGCUGAGGUCUAUCUUGACAGUGGGUUAACUUAUCUGCUAGGUGGCUAAGGUCUAUCUACUUCAUCUGUCAUACAUGUACAUUUUAUCAUGUUUUUGUUUGUUGUAUUCUAAUAUAUAUUACAAUUGUCAUUUUGUAUAUUUUAUCAUGUGAACUAAUGUACUUAAAAUAAUUUGAAAAUAUGUGACUGGACUGAGUGUUUGUGUUGUGGCAUAUCAAAUAUACAAGUUUAUCUUCUAAUGCAGGGGUCUCCAAACUUUUCAGUCCGAGGGCCGCAUUAACUAUUAAAUUUCAGUUCGGGGCCAGUUUCUUUCAGGCAUGUCUUUGAUUUUUCUGGGCAAAGUUCCUCAGCCAUCACCAACAAACGUUUUUUCCGUGUACAAAAAAAUCUCCGCGGGCCGGAUGAGAGGACUUCGCGGGCCGCAUCCGGCCCGCGGGCCGUAGUUUGGAGACCCCUGUUCUAAUGGACCACAUAGAGCCCACAAAUAUUUAUCUAUUUUAUGAUCCAUUGAAUGAUGUUUCAACUAUUCAAACCUUUAUGCUUGACUUCAUGUCUCAACUUUUGAGUGCCUUUUGAAUUUGUAGCGUUUUCACCUUAAUUUCAAGCAAAAUUUGCUGUGAAAUAUUUGUUUAAACUCAGAAAAAAUAUUCUAAACUUCCAAAACACUUUUUUGAA
Molecule: messenger RNA, 3139 nt
Organism: Physella acuta
Lineage: Eukaryota; Metazoa; Mollusca; Gastropoda; Physidae
Product: transmembrane protein 260
Source: RefSeq, a predicted model, not a curated record